AUGUCACUCUUCAAAACCCAGCCCCCAACCCCCGCCGACGCAACACUCAGCUACCCAUCACCGCACAUCCUCCUAGUAACGCUCAACCGACCCCGCGACCUAAACUGCAUAAGCGCCCAAGGCCACGCAGACCUACACGCCCUCUGGGAAUGGCUAGACACCGAGCCGAGCCUGCGCGUCGGCGUGCUGACAGGCAAAGGGCGCGCGUUCUGCGCCGGCGCCGACCUCAAGGAAUGGAACAGCCGCACGUCUGAAAGCAGCGGGUCUAGCGCGACGACGCCGAUGCCGAAUAGCGGGUUUGGCGGGCUGGCGCGGCGCAAGGGCCGCAAGCCGGUGAUUUGUGCGGUGAACGGGAUCUGUCUGGGUGGGGGCACGGAGAUGAUCAUUAAUAGUGAUCUUGUUGUUGCUGCGUCGCGGGCUGUGUUUGGGUUGCCGGAGGUGAAGAGGGGUGUUGUUGCGCUUGCUGGGGCUUUGCCGAGGCUUGUGAGGACUGUGGGGAAGCAGCGGGCUAUGGAGAUGGUUCUUACGGGGCGGAUGGUUGGGGCUGCUGAGGCGGAGAAGUGGGGGCUUGUUAAUUGCGUUGUUGAUGUUGGGAAGCCUGGGAAGGGGGAUGAGGCGGAUGAGGCUGUUUCGAGGCUUGUUGUGGAGAAGGCUUUGGAGAUUGCUGGGGAGAUUGCGGGGAAUAGUCCUGAUGCGGUGCUUGUUAGUCGGGAGGGAGUGAAGCUGGGAUGGGAGGGGAUUGGGGCUGAUGAGGCGACGGCCAUGUUGAAUGAGACUUGGGUUAAAAGGUUGUAUGAGGGGGAGAAUAUCAAGGAGGGACUCCUGGCGUUUGUGGAGAAGAGAAAGCCUGUUUGGGCUGAUAGUAAACUGUGA
This is a messenger RNA of Penicillium soppii, 873 nucleotides long. Its product is annotated as enoyl-CoA hydratase/isomerase family protein. Gene Ontology annotation, molecular function: enoyl-CoA hydratase activity. The coding region runs from base 1 to 873 and encodes 290 amino acids. NCBI's taxonomy places the organism in Eukaryota, Fungi, Ascomycota, Eurotiomycetes, Eurotiales, Aspergillaceae. The record is from RefSeq and is a predicted model, not a curated record. Gene Ontology annotation, biological process: fatty acid beta-oxidation. The transcript has 2 exons. Gene Ontology annotation, cellular component: mitochondrion.